Messenger RNA from Nicotiana tabacum (common tobacco), 1249 nucleotides. RefSeq lists its product as uncharacterized. The record is from RefSeq and is a predicted model, not a curated record. Lineage: Eukaryota; Viridiplantae; Streptophyta; Magnoliopsida; Solanales; Solanaceae.
GCUACAAUCAGUGCAGAGGCUCUAUCACUGUUUCUGGACAUUCUCAUCUACCUCAUGACUACAUGCUAAUUUGUCAAAGAGUGCAGUUUAUUGUGGGGGCAUGGAUCCUAUGCAAAAGGCAGCUGUCAUUCAAGCUCUUAGUUACACUGAGGGGCAAUUACCUUUUAAGUACUUAGGGGUUCCACUAGACACUAAAAAGCUAUCCAUUCUUCAGUUGCAGCCCCUCAUUACUAAAAUGGUAGCAAAAAUAACAUCUUGGACAGCAAAAAAAUUAUCUUAUGCUGGCAGAGCUCAGUUGGUCCAAACAGUGUUGUUCGCAAUACAAUCUUAUUGGGCUCAGUUGUUUACACUUCCAGUUCAGAUUGUCAAAUUAAUUGAGGCUUACUGCAGAAGCUACCUAUGGUCUGGUGGAAAUGUGCUUACCAAAAAAUUAUUGCUUGCUUGGGAAAAGGUAUGUCUCCCUAAAUCUGUAGGGGGACUUAACCUUACUAAUCUGCAGGUGUGGAAUAGUGCUGCAAUUGCCAAGACCUACUGGGAUCUAACUCAUAAGCAAGAUAAGCUCUGGAUCAAAUGGAUCCAUGCUUAUUAUGUUAAAAGGCAAAGGAUUGAUGAUAUGAGCAUCCCUCAGAGUGCAAGCUGGAUGAUCAGGAAGAUCUUUGAAGCUAAACAGAUAAUCAAUCAACUUCACAGACCACUGGAUGAGCAAACGAUUAUAAUUAAGCACAUAUACUUACAAUUGAUACCAAUUCACUCUAAGAUGGAUUGGAGAUGCUUAAUGUUCCAGAACAAUGCUAGACCUAAAGCCAUAUUUACUAUGUGGAUACAGAACCAUGGAAGGCUGCUAACAAAAGAUAGGCUGAAGAGAUGGGGUCUCCAUAUGGAUGAGACAUGUGUGUUGUGCCAGGCUGAUAAGGAAACAAGGGAACACUUGUUUGCAGAAUGUGCAUAUGCCAACAGAUUAUGGACCAGGUUAUCUCAAUGGGCUCAAGUCCACUCCAUUGUUCCCAACAUUUGGAUACAGUAUUUCCAGCUCAUCAUUCAUCACUCAAAGGGGAAGACAGCUUCAGCAAUGCUACUUAAAAUGAUGUAUGUUGAAUACAUAUAUGUGCUAUGGAGAGAAAGAAAUACUCGAAUAUUUGAGGGUGCAAGCAGAGAACAUGAAGCACUGGCAAGGGAGGUUGUGAGCAUGUGCUACUUUAGGGCAGAUAAAAAAGUGAAGGGGCUGAUACAGAACCUAUAAUUUUUUUUU